AUUUCUGAGCUUGCUAGAGAAAGGAGUGAGAUAAAUGAACCCCAGCCUUUCAUUCUUUUCUUUUUGCUCUCAUUUACAGCACAGAAGAAAGAGGAGGAGGAGAAGCAGAACACUUAAAGGUUGGAGAGCAGGCCUGAGAGAAAGACAGGAGGGGAGGAAGCUGCUUUCAUUUCUGAAAAGGCCCCUGGGCCAGCAUCCUGAUAUUAACCACCUUCGUCAGUUGCUGUGUCCAGACCCCCUCUGUGACGUGUGUAACACCACAAUAGCUAAAGUCAGGCGAGUGCUCUCUCAGACAUCCCUGGAAGAUGCUGAUAGUGACUCUGUGUCCUCUUGGACUUCCACAGAUCAUGAGUCAUCUUGCAUAGAGACCUUUGGCAUCUCAACAGUCCUUCCAGGAAAUGCAAUUCUAGCCCUUGUGCCUAGGCCUUCUCCACCUCCACCCUCUGUUCUCCCACCUGACCCAGUCAGCUCUUUAGUGGACGCACUGACACCUGUGCCGCUGGAUGACUCUCAGCAAGCAGAGCCUAUUCCUCCCUUAGACUCCAGACCCCCAGCGGACUGUUUCCCACCACAGCCACUUGCCUCUGCCCCUUCCCUGCUUCAUUACACUCAGGAAGCAAAACCGGAUCUUCAACCAGAAACCACUUCAUCAGUGGAGAACCCUGGUGGGUUCUGCACUAACAACUUUCAUCCCAUGGAUGUCUCUUUUCAGGGAGACAUUGAAACUCAUCUUGUAGAGCCUGGAAACCUCAAGUUUCUCAGCCCUGACAGCCAGGCCCUCCUGGAAAGACAAAUCAAAAAGAGGCCUGAUUUGCUGAUAGGCAAAGGAAAGGGAAAGAGAACAGAAUCUUUCCCAAAGCAACAUCAGCCAGACUCCCCACUAAAUUUUUCAUGGAAAAGAUCAGAGUCAGCUACUGAUCAGCAGGAUUCUGCAUGCACCCUUCCUAUUUGGAACAGGGAGGGCAAACCAGAGGGACUUCACACACAUCUGAAGCCCCCAGGCCCUAAGACCUUGGAGGCUCAUUUAGAGCAAACACACAGCCAGUUCUUCAGGGGUCUUGCAUCUCUACACAGAGAGUCACUGAACCCCAUUGUACCUGAAUCAGGCAACUGGUCUUCAAUCUUUAUUUGCUUUAAUACAAUCUCCAACACCUCCACGGCCCAGGAAUCCCCGGUCCUUCCACACCCUCCACCUCUGUCCUUGCCUGAGGCCCAACCUGAAGCCGUGCCCCAAACUCUGUCCGGAUCUCAGCCUCCCGAUCUCCUUCCUAUGCAGACCCAGGCCCCACUUCAGAACCCACCCCCAACUCUGCUACUUUCUCCUCAAUGCCAGCCUAGAAGCUGUGGAGUGUGUUUUCAUAGCACCCAGGGUGAGGUACAGUCUCUUCUUACACCUUCUGAAAUUCAACAGCUGGAAAUUAAUGUGCUACAGAAAGUACAAGAAAGCGUGUGGGGUUUACCUUCUGUGGUCCGAAGAUCUCAGGAAGAAUUUUGUCCUCCAGCUCCUAAGCUUUCACUGAUUAAGCAGGCCUCCAAGGCCCAUGUGCCAGUUUCCAUCCUACGGGGAGAUUUUCCCUGCAGCAGUGAGCUUCGAAAGAAACUAGAACACCACCUUCAGAAGAGGCUCAUUCAACACUACUGGGGCCUGCCCCGCAGAGUCCAUGAGUCUCUGUCAAUGAUGCAGCCUCAGAGUCAGGUCCCUGAGACCUCUGAGUCCAAAUGAAGUUAUGGCCUGUCUUGGAUCUCUCUGUAUAAGGGUCAGAGCAACAAG
Messenger RNA from Heterocephalus glaber (naked mole-rat), 1771 nucleotides. NCBI's taxonomy places the organism in Eukaryota, Metazoa, Chordata, Mammalia, Rodentia, Bathyergidae. The record is from RefSeq and is a predicted model, not a curated record.